GAAGGCAUGCCCCAAACGCUGAGUUCCACCAGUAUGUUUACCCCAUGUGGCUUCAGCCCUCAUCUACAUACUUCGAAAGAAGAUGAACAAGGAGGACUGAUCUACCAGGAUGGAAACCUUACCUCAGCAUCUCUGGAUGCUCUAAUCCAGCAUCUCAUACCUACCACUGAUUACUACCCUGAAAAAGCCUAUAUCUUUACAUCCCUGCUGAGUUCCAGACUCUUCAUCGAACCCCAUGAGCUUUUGUCCCGAGUUUGUCACAAGUGCAUUGAGCAGCAGCAGCUGGACGACCCUGUGCUGGACAAGGCUCGGAUCAGAAAAUUUGGACCCAAAAUCUUACAGUUGCUGACAGAGUGGACAGAGACAUUCCCGUAUGACUUUCAGGAAGAGCGGAUGAUCC
This is a messenger RNA of Mesitornis unicolor (brown roatelo), 400 nucleotides long. Its product is annotated as ras-GEF domain-containing family member 1C-like. The transcript is spliced from 3 exons. The annotation marks the transcript as partial. The record is from RefSeq and is a predicted model, not a curated record. Lineage: Eukaryota; Metazoa; Chordata; Aves; Mesitornithiformes; Mesitornithidae.